Messenger RNA from Exaiptasia diaphana, 586 nucleotides. RefSeq names its product dynein light chain 2, cytoplasmic. Gene Ontology annotation, cellular component: cytoplasmic dynein complex. Gene Ontology annotation, biological process: cilium assembly; microtubule-based process. Bases 74 to 343 code for a protein of 89 amino acids. The transcript has 2 exons. NCBI's taxonomy places the organism in Eukaryota, Metazoa, Cnidaria, Anthozoa, Actiniaria, Aiptasiidae. The record is from RefSeq and is a predicted model, not a curated record. Gene Ontology annotation, molecular function: dynein intermediate chain binding; dynein light intermediate chain binding.
UUGUAGCUCUUGUUGUUGGUGUGGAGUAUUGACGGUUAUUUGUGCUUUUUGUGAAGAUUUUAUUCUUGUCAAGAUGUCUGAGAGAAAAGCUGUAAUCAAAAAUGCUGAUAUGUCCGAAGAUAUGCAGCAGGAUGCUGUAGAAUGUGCAACUCAAGCAAUGGAAAAGUUCAAUAUUGAAAAGGACAUUGCCGCGUAUGUUAAAAAAGAGUUUGACAAGAAAUACAACCCAACAUGGCAUUGCAUAGUUGGCAGGAACUUUGGUUCAUAUGUUACACACGAAACUAAACACUUCAUCUACUUCUAUCUGGGACAAGUUGCAAUCCUCCUUUUCAAGUCUGGAUAAACCGUUAACCGCGUUGACGCGAUCUCUAAUUGUCAAUUUUGGUGUAUGCGAUACCAAAGACUUGCAAAUUUUGCAUUUUUGAAGGUGAUGUUUGUGUGUGUGUGUUUUUUUUUUUUCUAAAAGAACUUGUACAAAUAACUUACGUCAAGAAAUAAUUUAUUUUAGUUUAUCUUGAAAUGUAUAGACUGAUUUUGCAAUAUUGUAAUGAAAAAAUGAUCAAUAAAAUAUUUAUGUUUUUGUUGC